ACUUAUGGUUAUGGUGAUGAAUAUUCCGGCUAUUCGAUAAGCUGAUAAAAUGCUCCCAUCUAAUCACUACCUUAUAAAUAGAUGCGGAUUGUGCGGCCGCGACGUAGACGGAUCGCAAAUGUCGACAAAGAAGAGUGAGCCCGCGACGCAGGAUUCGCUGGUCCAUCCCCAAGUGGCGACAUUUUUUCGGUUGGCCUACAAAAACCACUCCCAGUGGAGUGCCCUCGGGUCCGCCUUCUUUGUCCUCGUCUCGGGUGGCAUGAGUCUGGCCUGGGGGGCAGGAUUCGCCAUCCACUCGUCGCACCGGGAGUACCUCCUGCUCACCUUUCACAUGCAAGUGGCCUGGUAUGCCACUGCCACUUUGGGCGCCCUCUUUGGGGCCUUCUUCACCCACCGGCUGCCGCAACAACCGAUUUACAUACUCUGCUCCUGCCUGGUGAUUGCUUCAGGCAUCCUGUUCCUUGCCUGGCCGGAGAGUCCGGGCGCUGUGAUCGCAGGCCGAUACUUGGAUGGCCUGGCCAAUGGUCUGGUCUUCGUGCCCGCCCUAAGCACCGCGGGCGAGAUCGCAGUGGGCGGAGUCCGCGGUCUCCUGGCCGCCACCGUGGAGCAGCUAAGCUCAAACACUGGCAUCCUGAUGCAGCUGCUUUACACGGCUGUCUGGCAAGUGGAGUGGAACGUGGCAAUUGUGGCGGACCAAGUACACGGAGUGCUUUCGAUAAUCUACGGGGUGGUGGCCCUGGCCAUGGCCUUGGCCCUCUGCGUGGAGUCGCCGGUCCACCUGCUGACGAGGGCCAAUGAGCAGAAAGCAGUGGUGGCUCUGCGGCACUUGCAGCGGCCUUACAUGGUGACCAGUGAGACCCUGUUGCGGCUGGACGAACACAAACUGUAUGUGUCUACAUACCGGGAGAUGGGCUGGUGGUCGAGCCUCCAGAAGGGACUGCCCUCGCUUGUCAAGGUCCUGGCGCACAGACUACUCGGAAGCAUGUGCCUCAACCUGGUCAUUUGGAGUGCUCUGUACGAAACUGCCAGCGAGGUGAUGAGCUACUUUCAAGCCUGGCCCUAUGUGGUGUUUGGGGUACUGCGGUGGUGCGGCUGUUUCUGUGUGGCGCCCCUAAUGGACACCACAGGUCGCAAGUCCCCAACUCUCUUCGGCACAUUUUCGUUGGGAAUUUUCGCCUUCGCCUUUGCCUUUUUGGUGGCCCGGACUCCGCAUAUGAUCGCCGCCUUGGUGGUGCUAUUCCUUCUGCAAUUCUUCGCUGGAGUGGGUCAGUGCUCCUCGGCGGUUUACCUUACAGAGGCCUUUCCUUUGAGCCUGAAGCCCCACCUGGUUGCCGCAUCCUAUGUUCUGGAGCAGCUCACACGGCUAGGACUCUGCAGCUUUUCGCCAUUGGAGAGUGACAUCAUCGCCUACUUUUACGUCCUUGGAGGACUCUCCAUGGUGUUUUUUCUACUCGGAAUUUUCUGUCUUCCGGAGACGAAGGUUAUCCCUUUAGCGGAGGCUCAGCAGAAGUUUUCCAAAUGGUUCAACAAAGAUUUUUAAUAAUAAAAACUUGGCUAAGUCGGCCACUGCCACUACUUGGCCUUUGCAAU
Messenger RNA from Drosophila ananassae, 1590 nucleotides. RefSeq lists its product as uncharacterized. Gene Ontology annotation, cellular component: membrane. Gene Ontology annotation, molecular function: transmembrane transporter activity. NCBI's taxonomy places the organism in Eukaryota, Metazoa, Arthropoda, Insecta, Diptera, Drosophilidae. Bases 50 to 1540 code for a protein of 496 amino acids. The transcript is spliced from 2 exons. Gene Ontology annotation, biological process: transmembrane transport. The record is from RefSeq and is a predicted model, not a curated record.